Molecule: messenger RNA, 141 nt
Organism: Racocetra fulgida
Lineage: Eukaryota; Fungi; Glomeromycota; Glomeromycetes; Diversisporales; Gigasporaceae
Source: the annotation of a GenBank genome assembly
GGUAAAAUGAUGAAUAUCGAUACGAAUGAUUUAACUAUGACCGAAGCUGAAAGAGAGAAAGAAUUAAUUGAAUCGGAUAAGGAAGAAAGGGUGUAUUAUGAAGAAGCCUUGGAGGAUAGUAAUGAUAAACCGCUUAAUGAU